Messenger RNA from Microplitis mediator, 3809 nucleotides. RefSeq lists its product as uncharacterized. The transcript has 3 exons. Bases 283 to 3021 code for a protein of 912 amino acids. NCBI's taxonomy places the organism in Eukaryota, Metazoa, Arthropoda, Insecta, Hymenoptera, Braconidae. The record is from RefSeq and is a predicted model, not a curated record.
UAUAUAUACAUCGCAAUGCUUUUAGUGAAAAAUUUGUUCAAGCGAAUGGUUUUAUCAAAUAAAAAUAUAAUUGUAGAGCUCAGGACAAGUUAAAGUUUUAAAAUACAUAAUUAUAGUGCUUAGUAUAUACAAGGAAAUCAUGAAAAUUGACAUUUUCAAUUUACAAGAACUGAAAAAUAAUUUUAUCUUAUAAACAAUACAACUUGAUGUUAAUAAUUUUGUUAUUAUUAUUUGUGAUUUGAAAUUUUUAUUUUACAUUAUUGCAAAAUCUAUAUAUACAUAAUGUUCAAACGGAAACCCGGUAUGUCUCGUACUGCUGUUUUGAGGAGGAAUAAAAAAAAGUUAAGAGUUUUUGUUGAAGCUUGUAAAAGCACACUUCCAAUCCCGACAAACUUGCUCGAAGAAAUGCCUCCAACAUCAAACACACAAUUUUAUCCAGAUACCCGUAAUUAUGUUCCUGAAGAGGAUGAUAAAACAUUGUUUGAUUCUUAUCAACAUAUUUACAAUGAUUCAGGUGAACAAUAUAAUAGUAGUCAUGACGAUAGCGAAGAUUAUGAAACCGAUUUUGAAACGGAAAUUUCUAUAAGCUCAGAAGAUGAAGACAAGGAUCGUGAUAAUGAAAAUUUCAACUUGCUAUAUGAUGAAGACGAAAUCAUUUGCGUUAAUAAUAAUGUAAAAAAUUCUAUAAGUGAUAGUAAUAAUGAUGAUGAUGAUAAUGAUGACGAAGAUGAUAGUGAUGAUGAUAAUAAUGAAGACGAAGAUGAUAGUGAUAAUGAUGAUAAUGAUGACGAAGAUGAUGAUGAACAUGGAGAUGAAUCAUUUUUUCAAGUAAAUGCAAACGGAUUUAAUCUUCCGUUACUUCCCAAAAAGAAUUUAACGACGAAAGAUCAUUUUCUAUCUGUUAUUGCAACAGCGAUGAAACAUCAUAUGUCAUAUGAAGCCAUAUUAGAUAUAUUUCGAUGGAUGAAAUCAUCACAAACUGCCAGCCGUUUGCCGACGACCAAAGCAGCGCUUUGGAAAGUUUUAAGCCGUAAUAAAUCGAUGAUCACUAAUCAUUAUUAUUGCAAAAAAUGUAAAGGAUAUUUGGGUAAAAAAAAUAAAAAAAAUGUAUUGAAAUCUGAAUGUCCUUGCAAAACAUGCGGCCCGAAAAAAUCUGAAAAAUAUCUGGGGUUUUUUUUAAGCAUCAGUUUAGCUUCACAAAUAAAACAGUUCCUAAAAAUACCGAAUAUAGUCGAGUCUCUACAGUACAGAUAUUGGAGGAAAAAAAAAAAUGAAGAAGCCUUCGAAGAUUUAUAUGAUGGCGAUGAAUAUAAACGAUUUUGUUUACCCGGACAUUUUUUAGAGCAUUGGUUUAACUUUUCUAUGACUCUAAAUACAGAUGGAUGCCAGAUUUCGAAUUCAUCUCGAGCAAGUGCGUGGCCUGUAUAUGUUGAAAUAAAUGAACUGCCACCCCAUCUGCGUAAAAAAUACAUGCUACUAGCAGCUAUAUAUGUUGAUGAUGAACAUCCGAAAAUGAAUAAUUUUCUUCGACCAUUUGCUAUGCAAAUGAGAAAACUGUACAGUAGUGGUAUUACUUGGAAACCUACGGAAACUACUGAAGUGACCUCAAAGUUUAUUGUUACUGUCUGCAGUUUAGAUUCUCCAGCUCGUGCAGCCGUAGUUCGCAUUACUCAAUAUAACGGAUACUAUGGGUGUUUGUAUUGCUAUGCAAAGGGGCGAAGUUUAUCGGCAGGAAAAUUAGUAUAUCCGUUUAAGCAAUGCUAUGGAAGAUUACGAACAGAUAAUGCGUUGAAAGCUGACAUGAAAUUCGCUACAGAAACAGGAAUAAAGAGACAUGGACUAAAAGGAUAUUCAUCAUUAACAUCUUUACCAUUAUUCAAUAUCCAUAAAGGAGUCGUAGUCGAAGCUAUGCAUGCAGUUUUUUUGGGUGUAGCAAAACUACACACCACGAUACUGCUGAAAGCAACAGGUGCUGUAUACUAUAUUGGAAAGAUAAAUACUAUGGAAAUUAUCGAUAAGGUACUCUUAUCGAUAAGGCCGCCAUCUCGCCGGUCUCGCAAGCCUCGAAAAUUGAAAUUUUAUUCUCAGUGGAAAGCUUCAGAAUGGAGAAACUGGUUAGAUUACGCUCCAGUUUGUUUAAUGUCAGUUUUAGAAGAGAAAUAUGUGAAUCAUCUGGCCCUUCUUUCUGAAGCUGUCCACUAUUUAAAUAACGACUCCAUAACAUCAACUGAUCUUGACCGCGCAGACACAUUACUUAAAGAGUACGUAAAACUGUUCGAGAAAUAUUUUGGUCUAUCGAAAAUGACAUCUAAUAUACACUCAUUGACUCAUCUUGUUAAUUGUGUACGAAAUUGGGGUCCUAUAUGGGCGCACAAUGCCUUUAUAUUUGAGUCGUGGAACAAAAAAAUUAUUGAUAGCUUGACAAGUCCAAACGGUCGACUCGAUCAAAUUGCUACUCGUUUCCUGAUGCAGAGAUUCAUUAAUCGUACUAUAUUCAAUGAAUCUAUAUCUAGUGAAACUAGAAAUUAUAUAAAAAAAACUUUAAAAGUUGUCGACGAAACAAGCAGUACUGAGCGUCGAAAUAAAUUUGUCGUCGAAGGAACAUCAAUAACACGGGCUUUGUCAACAAAUGAACGCAUUAUUUUACAGCAAGCUGGAUAUGAUCCAAAUCGAAUAGUAUUAUAUAGGCAGAUGCGCUUAAAUGGUGUCAAAUUUUCAUGUGUGAACGAUAAUAUUACAAGAUUUUCAGAUUCUUUUAUAUACAAUGAAAUCGACAGAGUUUUCAGUACCAUCGAACAUAUUGUGCAGUUCAAAAGUGAUGACCGUAUUAUAUCUGGUAUUAUCGUGAAAAACUUCGAACAUGUUGGUUACGGAUUUAACACACGUCAUAUUCAUAUUGUUAAGUCAAAAAAUACUAUUAAUUUUAUUCCAGAAACCUGUAAGAUAAGACCCGCUAUAAAAAUGAUUGUUUCAAAUGUUACUUACGCACAAAAACUAGCUAAUUGUUGGGAAACUGAUUAACAAACUAUUUUUUUGCACAACUUAAGCACGAAAGCGCUGAGGGUGCUUUAUAAUCAAUCAAUUUUUUUAGACCAUUCACUCACAUUAAAUUAUCUUUAUACUCUUUUGAUUACACUAAAAUGAGUCAAAUUGUAUACUAAUACAAAGACGAUUCAUUAAAAAAUAAUUUCGGCCUAGUAUUAAGUCGAUUGAUUAUUAUUAUAUUAAUUAAAUCUAAAUUAUUUUAAUCCCAGAGACACGAGUUGUGAAUUUUCGUGUAUGAAACUUAGUAAACACGAUAAGUCCCGAAAGACACAAUUAAUCGACCUAACUUUUUUUUUAUUAUGUUUAUAUUUUUGAUUACAACAACUCUUAUGAAAAUCACUAUUUAAAUCUUUUUAGUUUAAUUGUAAUUAAUUAAAACCGUAAAACUGAUUUUUCACGAAAAAUUUAGCUGCCAGUAUGAUUUUUACUAUUAUUAUUAUUUUUCCAACAUUUUUUCGUGUAUGCAGUUGAUAAUUUAUAUGAUUAUAUUUUUUUAUAUUGUUUGGUCUAAUAAGUGAAUGAUGUUUAUCUCAAUUUUGUUUUUGUAACUAUAAAUAUAAAAAUAAUUCACAAAAUUUCUGGUAGUUCUACCUGGAAUUCAUGUGAAAUUAUUCAUUAUAAUUUUAUACUCAUAUUUAAGAUAGAGGUUUGUAAUAUACAUGUAAAAUAUGUCUGUAAUAAAAUUGCACAGAAAUUUUUUUUUACCAUACAAUUUGUUGAUUUUGAGAAUUGACAUACUGUGAAAUAAAUGCUCCACCUUAUUU